Molecule: messenger RNA, 313 nt
Organism: Meloidogyne enterolobii
Lineage: Eukaryota; Metazoa; Nematoda; Chromadorea; Rhabditida; Meloidogynidae
Source: the annotation of a GenBank genome assembly
GGCGAGGGGAUUCUCAAUAGGCUUCUGUUUUGUCCGCAAAUGUCGGGUGUUCGCAAAUGUCGGGCGUUCGCAAAUGUCGCUUGCCUUCUAGUAAACGCUGCUUUGUUCUGUUUUGUUCGCAAUUGUCGGAUGUUCGCAAAUGUCGCAGCGUUUUUUUCAAUUUUGUUGCUAGCUUCUAUUAAACGAUAACCCUCUGAACAUUUUUCAUUCUGGCAUUUUGUUUAGCCCCAAUGUCCUAUUUCCAAGUACAAUGGGCUUCGGGAUUGUCCGCAAAUGUCCGUCGCCCGCAAAUGUCCUUUGUUCGCAAAUGUCG